Molecule: messenger RNA, 593 nt
Organism: Eurypyga helias (sunbittern)
Lineage: Eukaryota; Metazoa; Chordata; Aves; Eurypygiformes; Eurypygidae
Gene: COQ4
Product: coenzyme Q4
Exons: 5
Biological process (GO): ubiquinone biosynthetic process
Cellular component (GO): mitochondrial inner membrane; mitochondrion
Source: RefSeq, a predicted model, not a curated record
ACAUGGUGGCUGUCCUUGGGGAGACCACAGGCUGCCUGGCCCUGCCCAACCUGCGAGACAAGAUGAAACACCACCCCGAAGGUUACCGCAUCCUCCAGGAACGACCUCGUAUCCGUCUCUCCACUCUGGACAUGGCCAGGCUGCGGGGGCUGCCGGACGGCACGCUGGGCCGAGAGUAUGUCCGCUUUUUGGAGGACAAUAAGGUUUCUCCGGACACCCGAAUGCCACCCAAGUUUGUUGAUGAUGAAGAGCUGGCGUACGUGAUCCAGCGGUACCGAGAAGUCCAUGACCUGAUGCAUACCCUCCUGGGCAUGCCCACCAACAUGCUAGGCGAGGUCGUGGUGAAGUGGUUCGAACGGGGACUUGGAGAAGGAAAUCAAACUCGAAACGUGGAAAUCAACACUGUCACCUCCUGUAUUGUUUGUUCCAGAAAGCUGCAGCUCCUGGCCACCGAGCUGGUGCCCUGGGCGAUUCGCAGCGGGCGCAACGCCAGCUGUGUCCUGAACGUCUACUACGAGCAGCGCUGGGAGCAGCCCGUGGAGUCCCUGCGAGAGGAGAUCGGCAUCUUCUCUCCGCCAGCCAUCCGAGCGUGA